AUGCCUGCCAAUCAACCGCAGCAGCAUUUCACCGGACACGAUAACAACACGCAAGCCGUAGUAUUAGUCCCGGCGACAAUACUUUUGACGGUACCGCUGCUGUUAUAUGGUAUCCACUUACGAGGCCGUCGCUCUUCGCCUCUCAUCUGGACUGAUGGCAUGAUCACUGCAGCUUUGAUGCUGGCCAUCGUGGACUUUAUCUUCGUCGCUAUCAGUUGCCAUUACGGACUGGGUAGACACACAAUAUACAUGGACACAGCCAGAAUAAUCAAGGCACGAUAUUUCGAUUUUCUCGCUCAGCCAGUCUGCGUGUGGUCUAUCUGCUUGGCCAAAGUCUCUAUUGCCUGGACUGCCCUAAGGACAAGACGGGAUCGAGAAUGGCGAUGGGUAUUCUGCUGGAUCAUCUUUGUGCAGCUUGUCUGUACAAUCGCGACAAACGUGAUCCAGGUUGUGCAGUGCCAACCGAUAUCCGCGCUAUGGGAUGAUGAUGUGGCAGCGCAAUGCUGGCCACCUGCGAGAACACAACUGGCUGGCUAUAUUACGCUUGGUUUCGGAGUCAUCACAAGUGUGCUUCUUACCCUCACACCUGUAACAUUUGUCAGAGGUGCAAAUCGCCCACUGCAUGAAUUGGUUGCGUUGGGCUUGUUGGUCGGACUAGGUCUCUUCGUGACCAUGGUCUCGGUAGCCAACAUGGUCUACUUGCACACCUACCGCACUUCCCAGGAUCCUCUCAGAGACACGGUAGCACCAACAGCCUGGUGGCAGAUCGAGCAAAAUCUCAGCAUUAUUGCCAGUCUAUCCAUCGGUCUCCGGACGCAGUACGAGACGUUACUGGCAAAAUGCGGGUUGAUAUGUCAAGUCAGAAUGAAUUCUACAGUCUGCCAUCGGUUGAACAGACUCGAAGAUGGAUCGCAGAUGCUCCAGAGUUUGAAGACGACGAUACCUUGGGGUCAAGUGUAUGAUUCCUCAGCUCAUCUGCCGAGUAUCGUCAAGACGACUGAAGUUGUGCAUUCGACGGAGUUGUUGAAACACGAUGAGAUGACAUUCGGGUCACCGGCUCGAAGACCUUCGUGGCAGUAG
Molecule: messenger RNA, 1080 nt
Organism: Aureobasidium namibiae CBS 147.97
Lineage: Eukaryota; Fungi; Ascomycota; Dothideomycetes; Dothideales; Saccotheciaceae
Exons: 3
Coding region: 1-1080 (359 amino acids)
Source: RefSeq, a predicted model, not a curated record